AUGAACAGCCUUACCCCAUUAAGGAUUAUCCCAAAAGUGGCAAACUAUAGCGCAUUAAUAAGGCUCAAGGAAAGUCCGGUACGGCUUUUGCUCUUAAGAAGAAAGCUUUCCACACGGCCUGCGAUAUUGUAUGGUUCGCCGUACAUUAAGAGUCCCUUGAUUCAUUUACACAGCCGCAUAAAUAAUGCUCAUGGAACAACAAAUGCAAAUGUAUUACAUUUUGUGAUUACUAGAAGAUCAAUAUCAAACUUUCCCAAAAUCAUCGCCAAAUUUAUUCGACUACCUAUAUAUGUUGGUGGCGGAGUGGCUGCUGCGGGGAGUUACAUAGCGUACAAGAUGGAAGAAGCGAGUUCUUUCACUAAGGACAAAUUGGACCGAAUCAAAGAUUUUAGUGAAACAAUGAAGGAAAAGUUCAAUAGAAUGUUUUCCAGCGGUGAUCCCCAAAGUGGCGAUAGUGGUAAUGAUGGUACCGUGCCAACUGCUACAUUGAUAGCCGCGACGUCAUUGGAAGACGACGAAAGCAAGAAACAAGGUGACCCCAAUGAUGACGACGAUGACGAUGACGAUGAAGAUGACGGAAACGAUGCUGUGGACACUACACAAGACGAAAUGUUAAAUUUGACCAAACAAAUGAUUGAAAUUAGGACCAUUUUGAAUAAAGUAGACUCUUCUUCUGCACACCUUACCCUACCAUCAAUUGUCGUGAUUGGCUCUCAAUCUUCCGGUAAAUCUUCCGUAUUAGAAUCUAUUGUUGGAAGAGAAUUCUUACCAAAAGGUUCCAAUAUGGUCACAAGAAGACCCAUUGAAUUGACUUUGGUCAAUACCCCUAACUCAAACAGCGUAACUGCUGAUUUUCCAAGCAUGCGUCUUUACAACAUAAAAGAUUUUAAGGAGGUGAAAAGAAUGUUAAUGGAAUUGAACAUGGCAGUUCCAACUUCAGAGGCCGUUUCCGAGGAACCUAUUCAAUUAACAAUCAAAUCCUCUCACGUUCCAGACUUAUCAUUAGUAGAUCUGCCUGGUUAUAUACAAGUGGAGGCCGCGGAUCAACCAAUGGAACUGAAAACUAAAAUUCGCGACUUGUGUGAAAAAUAUCUAGCUGCGCCUAAUAUUAUUCUGGCAAUAUCUGCCGCAGAUGUUGAUUUGGCUAAUAGCUCUGCCUUGAAGGCCUCUAAGGCAGCAGAUCCUAAGGGUUUGAGAACCAUAGGUGUCAUUACUAAGCUGGAUUUAGUAGACCCCGAAAAGGCCAAAAGCAUUUUGAAUAAUAAGAAAUAUCCACUGAGUAUGGGCUAUGUUGGUGUGAUAACCAAAACACCCAGCAGCAUAAGUAGGAAACACCUUGGCCUUUUUGGUGAAACACCUUCUUCGUCACUGGGUGGUAUAUUUUCUAAAAGCCAGCACAGUCAAGAUACAGGAAAUGAAAGUGCGAAUGGAGUAAAACAAAUAGUUUCUCACCAAUUUGAGAAAGCUUAUUUCAAAAAAAAUAAAAAGCAUUUUGCCAGUUGCCAGGUUUCUACCAAGAAAUUAAGAGAGAAAUUGAUCAAAAUUUUGGAAAUUUCAAUGUCAAAUGCAUUAGAGCCCACAUCUACACUUAUUCAGCAAGAAUUGGAUGAUACUUCUUACUUAUUCAAGGUGGAAUUCAAUGAUAGGCAUCUGACACCCAAAUCAUACCUUUUGAAUAAUAUUGAUGUACUAAAAUUGGGAAUCAAAGAAUUUCAGGAAAAAUUUCAUAGAAAUGAACUGAAGUCGAUAUUAAGAGCCGAAUUGGAUCAAAAAGUUUUAGAUGUUCUGGCCACAAGGUAUUGGAAGGAUGACAAUCUUCCUGAUCUAUCUUCUUCUAAGUCGGAAAGUGAUACUGACAUGCUAUAUUGGCAUAAAAAAUUGGAACUAGCAUCAUCCGGAUUAACCAAGAUGGGUAUUGGUAGAUUAUCUACAAUGUUAACCACCAAUGCAAUUUUGAAAGAGUUAGAUAAUAUCUUGGAGUCUACCCAACUGAAAAAUCACGAACUGAUCAAAGACCUCGUCAGUAAUACAGCAAUUAAUGUUCUAAACAGUAAAUACUAUUCAACGGCAGAUCAAGUUGAAAACUGUAUCAAGCCGUUCAAGUAUGAAAUUGAUCUGGAAGAGAGAGACUGGAGUCUUGCUCGUCAACAUUCUAUCGGUUUAAUAAACGAGGAAUUACGUCAAUGUAACUCGAGGUAUCAGGCAAUCAAAAAUGCUGUUGGGAGUAAGAAGUUGACAAAUGUAAUGGGCUAUUUAGAAAAUGAAUCGAACUUGCAAAAGGAGACACUUGGUAUGUCCAAAUUAUUAUUAGAAAGAGGCUCCGAAGCUAUUUUCUUGGAUAAAAGGUGCAAAGUGUUAUCGUUCAGAUUAAAAAUGUUGAAAAACAAAUGCCAUUCAACAAUUGAAAAGGAUCGCUGUCCAGAGGUGUUUCUAUCUGCGGUUAGUGAUAAGUUGACUUCUACAGCGGUUUUGUUCCUUAACGUGGAAUUAUUGAGCGAUUUUUUCUACAACUUCCCUAUUGAAUUAGACAGGAGGUUAACGUUGUUGGGGGAUGAACAAGUUGAAAUGUUUGCCAAGGAAGAUCCAAAGAUAUCAAGACAUAUCGAAUUGCAAAAGAGGAAGGAACUGUUGGAAUUGGCUUUAGAGAAAAUAGAUUCUAUCCUGGUUUUCAAAAAAAGCUAUAAGGGUGUCUCCAAGAAGCUAUAA
Molecule: messenger RNA, 2706 nt
Organism: Saccharomyces kudriavzevii IFO 1802
Lineage: Eukaryota; Fungi; Ascomycota; Saccharomycetes; Saccharomycetales; Saccharomycetaceae
Gene: MGM1
Product: dynamin-related GTPase MGM1
Exons: 1
Coding region: 1-2706 (901 amino acids)
Cellular component (GO): cytoplasm; microtubule; membrane
Molecular function (GO): microtubule binding; GTP binding; GTPase activity
Source: RefSeq, a predicted model, not a curated record